AUGAGGACGCCUUUGCAUUUGGGCGGACCUGCACAUUGGGCAAUGGCAAGCUGGUCAUGGCUUGGAGCUGGAAGGUGGCAGGCCUAUGACGACGCCACCAGCAGGACAAUUGAGCAGGCGCACAAGCAGGGCCAAGCAACUGUCCGCAUUGCCUUGAAGAACGGCCAGUAUGACAUUGACCUCAAGAAGAUGCAGCAGGUGCACGCCACACGCCCCAGCAAAACGCAGACGAUUCGGCGAGAGGAUGGCCAGGCAAGCUCGACCGCAUCGACAUGUUCAGCAGCCACAUCGGCAAGAUCAGUCAGGUCAAGCGGAUCGUCCACAGACGAGUUGAGCUUGGUCUCGCAAAUGCAAGUGCUGCAUAUGCAGAUUCCCUGCUGCUCCGUAGCUUCAGAAGACGAGAAGAGUUCAGUUCAGUUGCAGUUCAGCAAGAAGUGGGACACAAGCAGAGAGUCAGAGCCAAGCAUCUCAGAGAUUUAUACAAUCCAUGCACUAUCCACCUGGAGAGCUGCAUCGAAUGCACCUGUCCAAAAUUCGAGCAACGAAGCCUUUGAGGUGCCAGAAUUUCCACCAUGGUGGCCAAAGUGA
Messenger RNA from Effrenium voratum, 588 nucleotides. The record is from the annotation of a GenBank genome assembly. Lineage: Eukaryota; Dinophyceae; Suessiales; Symbiodiniaceae.